Molecule: messenger RNA, 4492 nt
Organism: Verruconis gallopava
Lineage: Eukaryota; Fungi; Ascomycota; Dothideomycetes; Venturiales; Sympoventuriaceae
Exons: 4
Coding region: 77-4357 (1426 amino acids)
Biological process (GO): early endosome to Golgi transport; intra-Golgi vesicle-mediated transport
Cellular component (GO): TRAPPII protein complex
Source: RefSeq, a predicted model, not a curated record
CGCAUCAUCUUCAUCUCAGCACAAAGCCCCGUCACUAGCCUCGAACGAUGCCUUGGGCGGAAUUGGUUUUCGCAAUAUGGAAAAUGGAUCGUUGGUGUCAAAAGUUGCAGUCGAAUAUUUCGACCCUUCGGGUGUAUUCCCUUUGAUCUCACGGCAGCUCCAAUCUCUCCUGCCGCUUCGUGAUUUACACUGGAAGUCGCCUACUAGACCACUUCGAUCAAUUCAUUCUCUGCACGUUGAUCUUCAAGCAGCCAAAGAACCAGACCGACCAGGUUCCAAACACGGGGCACAAGGACUAGAUCGUGGCUCGGCAGCAGGCGUUCCUGGGGAGCGGCGGCACCAAAUUCCUGGACUGAGGCAGACACCGUAUCUGAAGAUUUUCUUCCUCCGUUGCGAUGAUAAUGAGUCCUACAGGGCUACCGCUCGAAAGGAUCUGAGAGACUGGCUGAAGUCUCACACUCCCGCAUCUCAAAGUAGCUCAUCAAGAAACUCACAGGAAAAUCAUGACGCCUUCGAAUGGCUUAUUGUCCACGUGGUACUUCCCAAUACCAACGCCGCCGGUCAACCGCGGAGCAGUGGAUCCUAUUCCAAGUUUGAGAAUGUGGCGGCUGAGAAAUCUGCUAGUUCUUCUAAGCUCCUUGGUCGCGGCUCAAGCACAAUUCUCGAAAAAAUCAAAGCCGAUUUCAAUAUUUCAAGUAAAUCUGCACCGGACAGGGUUGUUCAGAUACGAUUACGUCCCGAUGAUCUACCAGCAGAACUAGUCCCGCCCAGAACACCAUCAACUGGACCAGACUAUCAAGAAUCGGCCCAAGAACGUAGCAAUGCGUGGCAAGAAUUAGUGAGCAAGCUCAAGAUACUCAUUUUGUCAUCGUUCACUCUGCGAGUCAGUCAAUACGAGGACGACAUUCGGGAACGUGAAUCUCAGAAAGCUUUGCCGGGUUGGAACUUCUGUACCUUCUUUAUGCUCAAGGAGGGGUUGGCUCGCGGCUUCGAAAGUGUUGGGCUCGUUGAGGAUGCGCUUGUUGUCUACGAUGAGCUCUCUGUAGGGCUUGAGAACACUGUGGAAGGCGACGACGAGGAUCGAAUGAGCACUCGCAGUGAUUCAUUUCUGAAAUAUACUAAGGAAAUGAAGGACAUUCUCCUGCAGAGUCUAACUAGCGAUUCCACAUCAGAUGUAGUUUGGGAUAGUGACACACCAAUUGUGUCCACAUCUCGAAAAGACUACAGAAAUCUGAUUGUGAACAGCAACGUCUCAUUACUUGACUUUCAGUGCUAUAUUUUUGCACGCCAAAUGUCAAUACUGUUGAGAAUGGGUACAUCUCAUGUUGAUGAAGAGGUGAACCCAGGACAAGGUGGUGUAAUGAAAUCAAGCAACCUGGCACCUUUCUCGGAACUCUGCCAACGCUGCGCAUUAUUUAUCUCGAAAGCGUCGCGCACACUGAAGACAGAAUUGAUACAAGCUUCUAGGGCUCAGGGAAUUGAUUCACCAAUGUCCCUUGUCGACAAUAUUAUAGCCUCAUUCGCAUUUGCUGUUGCACAGCAAGUGUUAGAGGUCACCGAUGUUUCAUCUCUCACCAAAACGCAUAAAGAGUUAGUCGCCGGAGGCCAUCACCAGACUAUGGAGCGGUUGCAACAUCCUGUAAGACGAAGCUCACUGCAACCGUCUGUGCGCAGCACGACAUCAAGUUAUAUAAACCCGAUUGCUCUUCUGAAAGAUGUUGAAGAAAAACUUUCGCAACAACCAGUUGGUGAUGAGACCAGAAUGACUGUGAAUCACGACGUACGUAUUCUAGCGGGAAACAGAGCGGACUUGCUAUUCCUCCAAAGACAAAUUACUGAAAAGAUCGCAAGCAAAAAUGGUUGGACUGUUGGCAUUUCGAGCCUCACGAAGGACGAAAAAUCCUACUCGGAGGUCGAUCUCGAACAUAAUCCUGACCAAGAGGCGUCUCGUCUUGGUGAUGCAUCCAACUUUCGCGAAGCGCGUGGCAUUCUUGUGAAGUCAUUGCUUGAAGCAUUAGCUUCUGCCAGCGCACUUUCUACAUGGUAUGAAGACAUCACGCAAUUGAUCCUAGAGCAGUGUGCUCUCGCUCUCAGGUUAAAAACAAGUCAGCGCCUUGUCGUUGAUUUGGCUAUUCUCAGAUACAAUUCGAACGACUUUAGCACAGCCGCUACUUACUUGAGUCGAGUUCUCCCAUCCUUUUCCAACCAUUCGUGGAGUCGAAUUGGUACGGAACUCGCGAAAUUGCACUCUCGAUGCUUGAGGAAGCUAAACAAGAAGGAUGACUUUGUUCGCACGACUCUGGGGAUUCUAUCCAAAGAUAUUCACAUGACAUCAUCGCCGAAUUAUUCAGUGUAUAGCUUCGACCCUGUUCAUACUCAAGUAUCUCAUGACUUACUUGAAGAUGUGAUAAGUGUGUCGCAAGAUCUUCCAUGCGAGGCCAUUUUCCCACUCACCGAUUUCUUUGACCACAUUAACAUAGGUCCCUUUAUUCAUCAUCUAUCAGACCAAGAUGGCUUCGAACUUGAACUCAAAAUUCGAUAUCUCCUACAUGUCAGGCUGCCGGCCGACGUUGUCCGAAUCAAGUUAAGAUGUGUUGAUCCACCAUUUCAAGUUCUCUGGCUGGAGCCAACUUCCGUGACCACAUUCGUACCAGGCAUAAAUCAGUUAAAAUUGAGAGCUAAGGCAAUUUGCACAGGCUUUUUCACGGUAGAAAAGCUUCUCAUCCAGUCGAAGAAGCUCAGUUUUGAAACAGACUUGACCAGAACAGAAGUAUUGGAUAUUCCGAUGCCAUAUCCUACUUGCGCCAGCGAAGAAGGGCAAGACGUAGCCCGCCGUCCUCAAAUCCUAUGUUAUUCAACAGAUGAAAGUCUAAGCAUCGAGAUCGAAGCUUCUCGUGACAUCCAUAUCGAUAAAGCGCGUUUUUUGGAUAUUGUUAUCUACACAGGACGAAAUGAAAUACAAAAAGGACAUCUGCAUAUCAAAGCAGGCUCGGCAGGUCUCCGACUGAUGGUCGCUGAUGCAAUGCUCGUAAGGGGUGAGGCCACAAUUGUCCAAGGGAAAGGACCUGGCACUCUCGAACUUGCAAAUCUCGCUGCACAGUCGACAAUCACGAUUCGAUUGCCUUAUGAUCUCGAGAGCCAUCUACCGAAGAUCAAUAUCGGCUUGGAAUGUACAUAUACAACACCUGCAGGGACAUUCAAGUUCCUAUCAAGUCCAUCAAUUGCUGUCGAUUUAAUGCUGGAUGUUAGUGUUCAUGAUCUCUUUCGAGAGACUCGGCUAUAUUCUCGAUUUCAAAUCAGAGCAUCGAAGAGCAUACCUUUACUUGUGACGUCAGUCAAGUUACAAGACUCUGAUCGUUAUCAUGCGGAGGCUCCUCCCUGCAACUUGAUGCCUUUGCUUGUUUUCCCUAAACAGGAAGGCUCAAUCUUAUACAUAAUCGAACCUAAAACGCACGACGGCUCAGCGAGACAGUCUUAUAAAAACGAAGAACCACUACAGCUGCAUGUGUCAUUUUUGCCGUUGAACGAAUUAAUCUUCGAGAUUGCGGAGAAAUCAAUGUUGCAAGCACUUAGAAAGACCCGCCUGGGCUUCUUAACACAGUUCGUCCGAAAUGCCAUAAUUCAGCCACUGCGGCAUUUGGAUGGAGAGUUGCUCGAAGAAGCUGCUUUGUUAGGAGAAAUUUGCCUUCCAGAGCCUUCGCACAUGGGCUGGAACGAGGUUGUUGAAUGUCUAGAGCCUGGUCUUCGGCAUGAACUUGGGCAAUUCCUACGACAGUGGCAUGAGGAUAAUAGAUUGAUCGCACUAGAUACUUCCGCAUCUGCCAAUGCCCAACAUCGCGUUCAGAACAUAAGCAUUAACGUGCCGCUGCCGGAUCUGCAUGUUCUACAUACGGCGAAAUUGUCCUUGCCCGGAAAAUCGGUUGUUACGCACGGGUCAGUCAUCCCCGUCAUAGUAACCGUGACAUAUACUCGGAGAUGGUGGAAUCCGUCUUCAGUUUCGCCAUCAACAGAUGCGGCAGAUCAUUCAUCUGAAUUCCUUCUGGAGAUCGACGCGCCUCCUGAUGUAUGGCUUCUUGGCGGACAGAGACGGGCGCGCUAUUCAGCUAGUGAAGGACAAGAGACUCGGUUCGAACUCAUGCUGGUCCCCCUAAAGACGGGCAAGUUGCUACUUCCUGAGGUGACCAUCCGUCCCAGUGCUGGGGCAAUGGAAGACAAUAGAUGCGAAACUGAUUACAGGAGUCUGGGCGAGACGGUUCACGUGGUGGCCAAUGCCAGUGACGUAACAAUCGGACUAAAUGAGACGAGCAACGGCACAGAAGUCGUGUUGAUGGGAAGCAGGCGAAGACAGUUGGAGUGAGUUGCGAUGCAGUGGGUAGAACAGGUGGAAUUUUAUUUCUUCGAGACGACAAAACCGUGAAAAAUAUCAUCGGACUAGCCGAGCAGCAGGAGGUUGGAGUGACGUUAGUUCUAGAACUUAGUUUUUUUUUUUUCU